AAACGUUUCAUUGUUUUAUAUCUACAGACAAGAGACGAAUUUGUGAAACUAAUGACUGGACUCAAGGUCCCUGCAUGGACACAGCCGGCCAACUUCAGUAUCGAUGAAGACAUUGGUCUUGAUGGACUUCCUAAAGCUAUUGAUUAUCGAAAGAAAGGCUACGUCACUCCAAUCAGAAACCAGGGUAGCUGUGGUUCGUGCUGGGCUUUCAGUUCUGUAGGGUCUCUCGAGGGGCAAUUGAUGAAAAAAACAGGAAAACUAGUGGAGCUCAGUCCUCAGAACCUGGUGGACUGUGUUAAAAAGAAUGAUGGGUGUGGAGGAGGAUACAUGACCAACGCAUUUGAGUAUGUCAAGGACAAUAACGGCAUUGACUCUGAGGAAGCGUAUCCAUACAUUGGAGAGGAUGCUUACCCCAACUACGAGCCAUUGGACUUCAUAGCGCACGUAAUGAAUUGUACAGUUACUAUCGAUGAUUUGGAUGCAGCGACAAAGAAUGGAAACCCAACUAUCAUUCGGCUAUAUCCCAUUUUCAUUUAA
Molecule: messenger RNA, 537 nt
Organism: Pelobates fuscus (common spadefoot toad)
Lineage: Eukaryota; Metazoa; Chordata; Amphibia; Anura; Pelobatidae
Product: cathepsin K-like
Exons: 3
Coding region: 52-537 (161 amino acids)
Cellular component (GO): lysosome
Molecular function (GO): cysteine-type endopeptidase activity
Source: RefSeq, a predicted model, not a curated record